This is a messenger RNA of Venturia canescens, 2018 nucleotides long. RefSeq names its product spatzle 5 (gene spz5). Gene Ontology annotation, biological process: innate immune response; central nervous system formation. Gene Ontology annotation, molecular function: growth factor activity; Toll binding. NCBI's taxonomy places the organism in Eukaryota, Metazoa, Arthropoda, Insecta, Hymenoptera, Ichneumonidae. The transcript has 7 exons. Gene Ontology annotation, cellular component: extracellular region. Bases 456 to 1523 code for a protein of 355 amino acids. The record is from RefSeq and is a predicted model, not a curated record.
AGAAUCGUCCGAGACAAAUCACUUCGAACUCUGAACGUGCGAGCGCACAUGAGCGAGUAGACACGUGGUCAUGAAAGAGUCGCGAGUUUUUUGACGUUUUUGUCCAAGCAGUAAAAUUCAAAGCAGUGCGUGAUUUUUAAACGAGCUCAAGCGUUUCUUUAUUUGAUUUAUUUUUUCAAAGAAAAUCGAACGCAAAAUUCACCUUUGUGAGACAAAAGUGGUGUUUCGAAAAAAUUACGUCAAGUGAAAUUAAGUGCAUUUUAUUGCUGCGAACAUUUGAAGUAUAUAAGUGAUUGCGAUGCAGAAAAGGUCGUUGAUUUUUUGCAUCAUGUGAAUCGAACAAAUUUCGUGAUUUAAAAGGUUCAAUUUAAGAAGAAAACGGUCAUUGGAAAACUGUUUGGACCAGAAGUUCUUUCGAGGUCGAAAUUAUUCUGACCUGGUCGCAGGAUUAGAUCAUGGGGAGAGUCUUGAUCGAAUUUCUGGUUUUCGUGGUGUGUUUGUUGGUGAGCUCAACACGGGGCAAUCGAGGUCAGCCUUGCGGAUCUUACGGAUGUCCUUAUCGACCUCGAUACGAACCCUUCGUUCCUGCACCACCAGGACAAACCCCGAGGUGCGCCAAACCUGGACAAACGUUUUGCGAAGUCCCGGAUCACUACCCACAGCAACUCAUCAAGUUUCUCGUCGACAAGUGCAGCUAUGAUUUCGCAAGUGUUCUGAGAGACGAGGCCCAUUUCGAUUUUGAUACGUACACAUCAAAGCCGGAAUAUGAUCAGGGUUACGAGUAUCCAAGGCAGCAAGUCCCUCAGUUUUAUCCCGAAGCUUUGCCUGUCAUGACACCAAGCUCGGUGCCACAAUAUCCAGCGGUGCACCAAGGACAACCGGCGAUCGUUUACGGACCUCCCUCAAACGAUACCGAUCGCGAGGGAUACAAUUACGAUCCGCCGGUACGUUCUCAGCGAAAUUCUUACGUACAAGAGACGACGACGUCGACGUUGCUCAAUUCACAGAAAAAUUUGCGCAACUUUCACAAUGCGAGAGCCUACGAAAAUCUUCAAAUUGACUCCCCGAAUCAGGAGCAACAAGAGCUGUGGUCGAACAGAUACUCGAGGGACUCGUCGAACGGAUCGUCUCGUCCUCGUCGGGAUAAUCCGUUUGUGGAGUUCACGAUAACAGAAAGAGCUCGAAAAAAGAGACAGGCCGGUAGUCCCGACGCGGUGCCACUCUGCCGAACUGACUCGCGAUACAUAUCACCACGGGCGGCGUUAAACAGCCAGGGCAAUUGGAUGUACGUCGUUAAUCUUUCGGAAACUCGGGAAAAGUACACGCAAUUGGUGCGGAGUGAGGCUUGCUCAACGACCGAAUGCAGUGGUCUGUGCUCACUUCCCGAUGGAUACAAAAGCAAUUGCAAGCAAAAGUACGUGCAGAGAAGGCUGGUGGCGCUCGAGGGAACCGGAGAUCGAUUGUACACCGAUGUAUUUUGGUUUCCUCACGGUUGCGCGUGCGAAGUGUCUUCGAAUUUUUGAACGAGUUUAUCAGAAGUAUUCGAGGACCGUCGUAAUCGAAGGAAUUUAAUUUUCCAAGAGUUUCCUGUACUAUUGCAAUUGGGGACGAAUGAUGCUUGAAUUUUUCUUGAAAUAACAUUCCAAAGAAUUCAUCAUUAUCCGUGAUAAUGCAAAAGUCAUUGGAAAAUUUCAUUUUCAUCGUUUUUCCCUAUUUUUGCGUAAGUUAUUUUUUCAUUUUCGUGAUAGUAGCGGUGAGCUUCGAGCAUUUAUAGAGAUUACGAAUAUACUUUUUAUGUAUACGCACUCUUGAAGGAGAUAAUUAUUGAUUGAGGGAAAAGUCGAUCGUAGAGAAUCGGAAAAAGGGAUUUUCGUUCCCUGCCCAAAAACUCGUCGGAUUCGAAAUUUUGAGAAGUUCCUUUCAAUCAUGUUCCCAUAACAGAGAAAAAAAUCCUAUUUCUGCGUGUGUGUGUAUAGAUAAAUUUAUAGAAAAAUAUGACGUUUGUGAUUGGUUGUCAA